GGAAAAGGGUUUGUUUGAAAUGAAUGUUUAGCGGGGGAGGGGGUAUCGGUCAUUUCCUCAAAGUUUAAAGGAAUUAGGGCUUCGUCAUUUGUUCGAUCAGAAUGAAGAACACGAAUGACUCACGAAGGCAGAUGAACAAUGGCGUGAGAAGAAAGCACGAAGCGGCGGCGCAGCAUCCGGGCCCUUUCUCGUCGCAGGUCACGAGGAGGAUCGAAGGAAGAAGAAGCUUGCAGGCGGCUAAUCUUGAUGUUGAUCGCAAAGAGGGAGGCGUCUGCGGGGUUCGACGAGGAAGACGGGGAGGAAGGGAGAAGCAGCGAGGCUGCUGUGGCCUCGGUGGGCGCAACGAGGAGCGAAACGGGGUGAGCGAUUCAAUGGUUUUGGAUCGAGGGUUCGGUGUGGCUAAGAGGUUGCAAAGGGAAGGAGGCCAGAAAGGGUCCGACGAGAAGUACGACGUCGCAGGUGGGGGAUUCGGUGGCGUUUGCUCGACAGAAGAAGAACAGAUGUGCGAGAGGUGGGGCUGUUGUCUCGAUGGUUCACCGAAGCACCACCACAGCCGGUGGUUCAUGACAGAGGACGAAGAAAUAGGCAGAAAAUCAAGGAAGAAAGGGGAAGAAAAGGAAGAGGAGAAAGUGGUGAAGAAGAUGACGAAUUCAGGAGUGUUUGUGGGUUUUGAUGUUUCAUUUGACAGCUUCAAUUAGGAAAGGAAACACGAUUCCUUUAUGGGUGAUUUAAUAUUUAUUUUGUGUGUAGUAUAAGCUGAAAGUUAGAAGCAACACCAUAAUUUAUUCUCUAUUAUGGUGUGCAAGCAAUCAAAGUUUUUGGACAUUUUCUCAUCAUACUUCAUGUACUUUGAGUUCAAGAUAGCAAGUUAUGUAUGUGCACUUUGUGUUAAUUUUGUAAGCAUUGUAUAAGUCAAUAAGUAUGUAUUUUGUAUAUGUAUUGAUGUAUUGGUUUAUUGGAGUAUAUAUAUUUGU
This is a messenger RNA of Lactuca saligna, 974 nucleotides long. NCBI's taxonomy places the organism in Eukaryota, Viridiplantae, Streptophyta, Magnoliopsida, Asterales, Asteraceae. The record is from the annotation of a GenBank genome assembly.